Messenger RNA from Coregonus sp. 'balchen', 12609 nucleotides. The record is from the annotation of a GenBank genome assembly. Lineage: Eukaryota; Metazoa; Chordata; Actinopteri; Salmoniformes; Salmonidae.
GCACAGCAGGUCACAGCUACAACGGCCUGAGAUGGACCCACAGGGGGGAGGAGGCCGGGGAGGGUCGUACUCCACCACCCCUCCUGUCACUGCUCCUCUCCAGCCCGUGCUGUGUUCCGUACCUGGAGACCUCGCUGAAGAGUGGCACUACCUGAGCAGGCCAGAGGCACCUGCUUCAGACCAUUGGACACCCAGUGGGGUGACAGGGAGAGCCAUCGUCCCUCUGACCUCCCUGACAAUAGUAACCUCCUCUCCUCCCAGCAGUUGAAGAUCAGUCUAGACCUCAUCACCCGCUCCUCCUCCUUCCUCUGCCUCCUGGGCCACCGAUACGGCCCCUCCAGGCCGGAGCAGGACCCCCCACCUCUCCCAGCUGCUGGUCCAGAACGAGAAGCUCUCUCUGGGGUGGAGAGGAACCUGCAUGUUGCAGCGGAGGGAGGCUACCCCUGGGUCCUCACAGGGAGGAACCAGAAGUGCUCCCUGACAGAGCUGCAGAUCACCCAGGCAGCCCUGAUGGGUGACACCAGACACUGCUUCUUCUACUUCAGAGACUACUCUGAAGUAGAGGAGGAUGAAGACAGGUACACAAAUGAAGGUCAAAGGUCAUUGCUGAGUGUGUUCUCCAAACAGACAGAAGAGGAGAGACACAGAGCCAGGGAGCUGAAGAACAGGAUAGUGGACAGCCUGCAACCUGUAAGGUUCUUCAGAACGCUGCAGGAUCUGGGGGACCUGGUGAAGAGGGACUGGAGGGUUCUCAUGGAACAGCUCUAUGGGACCCUGGACCAGCAGCCAACCUGUUCAGGUAAGUGAACCUGUGCAGCUCAGUUAGUUCUGUUAGUUGACCUAGUUCUGUUUACAUCUGCUUUGUUUAAUUCAAUUUAGUUCAACCUGCUUUGAAAAGACGGUGAAGAUGACUAACGUAGCUCAGUCCGGUUCAUAUUUAUUGUGUUUUUCAGUGGUCUGCCAUAUCUUCCAAGUCCUAAAGCAGUGCUUUCUCCCCUGCUCUUUAGGCCUCCUGGACUCCCUAGAUAGAUGUUAUCAUGAAGGUGCUGUCCAGGCUCUGUGUCGCUCGUUUGCCCCCUCCACCCAGACCACUGCUGUCAUGGAGGCACUUAACACAUUUACUGCCUCGCUCACUCAUUCUGACACAUCUCAUAGUCUAGCAACCUCAAGGAAUUCAACCAUUAAGUUAACAGGGUAAGAACUUUGGUGACCACGCUAAGCUGGAAACUGAAUCAGUGCUGAAUUACUGUGAGAUUUGCCAUACUUAAAAGUAGAUACAGAUGGAGUUAUGCAUUGAUAGUGUUCAGAUAUUAUUUGAAAUCAAUGAACAACAUAUUUUGACUGUCCUUCCUAUUUCCCUUUGCCCUCAGUGACCAUGACAAACGUGAUUCAGAGGGGUCUAUUUUCCUGCUCUGUGGUGAGAGCGGUUGUGGGAAGUCCUCACUGGCCACCUGGUGGCUUCAGGAGUUCCGGAAGAAGAACCCUAGAAUCCCAGCCAUCCCUCACUUCUGUGGAAUCAGCAGCUCCAGUGUGGAUAUCAGAUCUGUACUGAGACACAUCACCACUGAGCUACGCCUGGCCCAUUACGGUAAACACUCUGGAGUGUUAUUGCCUAUGUCUGUGAGGGAUAGAAACUACUACAAUAACAUCAACCUAUUCACUUCUUUGUCAUCUAACCCAUCACUUCCAAAUGUAACCCGUUAUAGCACUGUUGUAUACUUACAUUCCCAAUUUGACAUUUAUUCAGAAAUGUGUUUACACUCACUUACCUUUCCUGUGACUAUAACCUUUACUGCUAGAUAAGAUGUACUUCAUUACUGACUUUAAAAAAUAUAUGUAUUUACUUUGUGAGAAACCAAUCACUGUUCUCAAGAAAGAAACAAGGUCAACAUUGUCAUAACACUCAUCUGGUCUAGACCGGUGAGACAGACUGAUGGUUCUCUCUCAUCUCACUCGUCUAAGUAACUAGUGUGGUAUUGUUUAUUUUUUAAAUACUUUUUAUUUAUUCAGGGGAACCUAAUUGAAACCAGGGUCUCAUUAUCAAUGGUGCCCUGAGAACAAACAAUUCACAAAUCAACAUGAUAAUACAAGAAAACAGCAAAAAAUAAACUACAAGAUAUACAGUGCCUUGCAAAACUAUUCAUCCCCCUUGGUGUUUUUCCUAUUUUGUUGCAUUACAACCUGUAAUAUAAAUUGAUUUUUAUUUGGAUUUCAUGUAAUGGACAUACACAACAUAGUCCAAAUUGGUGAAGUGAAAUGAAAAAAAUAACUUGUUUCAGUAAAAGUGGUGCGUGCAUAUGUAUUCACCCCCUUUGCUAUGAAGCCCCUAAAUAAGAUCUGGUGAAACCAAUUACCUUCAGAAGUCUCAUAAUUAGUUAAAUAAAGUCCACCUGUGUCCAAUCUAAGUGUCACAUGAUCUGUCACAUGAUCUCAGUAUAUACAGUGAGGGAAAAAAGUAUUUGAUCCCCUGCUGAUUUUGUACAUUUGCCCACUGACAAAGACAUGAUCAGUCUAUAAUUUUUAUGGUACGUUUAUUUGAACAGUGAGAGACAGAAUAACAACCAAAAAAUCCAGAAAAACGCAUGUCAAAAAUGUUAUAAAUUGAUUUGCAUUUUAAUGAGGGAAAUAAGUAUUUGACCCCUCUGCAAAACAUGACUUAGUACUUGGUGGCAAAACCCUUGUUGGCAAUCACAGAGGUCAGACGUUUCUUGUAGUUGGCCACCAGGUUUGCACACAUCUCAGGAGGGGUUUUGUCCCACUCCUCUUUGCAGAUCUUCUCCAAGUCAUUAAGGUUUCGAGGCUGACGUUUGGCAACUCGGACCUUCAGCUCCCUCCACACAUUUUCUAUGGGAUUAAGGUCUGGAGACUGGCUAGGCCACUCCAGGACCUUAAUGUGCUUCUUCUUGAGCCACUCCUUUGUUGCCUUGGCCAUGUGUUUUGGGUCAUUGUCAUGCUGGAAUACCACAUCCACGACCCAUUUUCAAUGCCCUGGCUGAGGGAAGGAGGUUCUCACCCAAGAUUUGACGGUACAUGGCCCCGUCCAUCGUCCCUUUGAUGCGGUGAAGUUGUCCUGUCCCCUUAGCAGAAAAACACCCCCAAAGCAUAAUGUUUCCACCUCCAUGUUUGAAGGUGGGGAUGGUGUUCUUGGGGUCAUAGGCAGCAUUCCUCCUCCUCCAAACACGGCGAGUUGAGUUGAUGCCAAAGAGCUCGAUUUUGGUCUCAUCUGACCACAACACUUUCACCCAGUUCUCCUCUGAAUCAUUCAGAUUUUCAUUGGCAAACUUCAGACGGUCCUGUAUAUGUGCUUUCUUGAGCAGGGGGACCUUGCGGGCGCAGUGUGUUACCAAUUGUUUUCUUGGUGACUAUGGUCCCAGCUUCCUUGAGAUCAUUGACAAGGUCCUCCCGUGUAGUUCUGGGCUGAUUCCUCACCGUUCUCAUGAUAAUUGCAACUCGACGAGGUGAGAUCUUGCAUGGAGCCCCAGGCAGAGGGAGAUUGACAGUUCUUUUGUGUUUCUUCCAUUAGCGAAUAAUCACACCAACUGUUGUCACCUUCUCACCAAGCUGCUUGGUGAUGGUCUUGUAGCCCAUUCCAGCCUUGUGUAGGUCUACAAUCUUGUCCCUGACAUCCUUGGAGAGCUCUUUGGUCUUGGCCAUGGUGGAUAGUUUGGAAUCUGAUUGAUUGAUUGCUUCUGUGGACAGGUGUCUUUUAUACAGGUAACAAGCUGAGAUUAGGAGCACUCCCUUUAAGAGUGUGCUCCUAAUCUCAGCUCGUUACCUGUAUAAAAGACACCUGGGAGCCAGAAAUCUUUCGGAUUGAGAGGGGGUCAAACACUUAUUUCCCUCAUUAAAUGCAAAUCAAUUUAUAAUAUUUUUGACAUGCGUUUUUCUGGAUUUUGUUGUUGUUAUUCUGUCUCUCACUGUUCAAAUAAACCUACCAUUAAAAUUAUAGACUGAUCAUGUCUUUGUCAGUGGGCAAACAUACAAAAUCAGCAGGGGAUCAAAUACUUUUUUCCCUCACUGUAUACACCUGUUCUGAAAGGCCCCAGAGUCUGCAACACCACUAAGCAAGGGGCACCACCAAGCAAGCGGCACCAUGAAGACCAAGGAGCUCUCCAAACAGGUCAGGGACAAAGUUGUGUAGAAGUACAGAUCAGGGUUGGGUUAUAAAAAAAUAUCAGAAGCUUUGAACAUUCCACGGAGCACCAUUAAAUCCAUUAUUAAAAAAUGGAAAGAAUAUGGCACCACAACAAACCUGCCAAGAGAGGGCCGCCCACCAAAACUCACGGACCAGGCAAGGAGGGCAUUAAUCAGAGAGGCAACAAAGAGACCAAAGAUAACCCUGAAGGAGCUGCAAAGCUCCACAGCGGAGAUUGGAGUAUCUGUCCAUAGGACCACUUUAAGCCGUACACUCCACAGAGCUGGGCUUUACGGAAGAGUGGCCAGAAGAAAGCCAUUGCUUAAAUUAAAAAAUAAGCUUUUGGUGUUCGCUAAAAGCCAUGUGGGAGACUCCCCAAACAUAUGGAAGAAGGUACUCUGGUCAGAUGAGACUAAAAUUGAGCUUUUUGGCCAUCAAGGAAAACGCGAUGUCUGGCGCAAACCCAACACCUCUCAUCACCCCGAGAACACCAUCCCCACAGUGAAGCAUGAUGGUGGCAGCAUCAUGCUGUGGGGAUGUUUUUCAUCGGCAGUGACUGGGAAACUGGUCAGAAUUGAAGGGAUGAUGGAUGGCGCAAAAUACAGGGAAAUUCUUGAGGGAAACCUGUUUCAGUCUUCCAGAGAUUUGAGACUGGGACGGAGGUUCACCUUCCAGCAGGACAAUGACCCUAAGCAUACUGCUAAAGCAACACUCGAGUGGUUUAAGGGGAAACAUUUAAAUGUCUUGGAAUGGCCUAGUCAAAGCCCAGACCUCAAUCCAAUUGAGAAUCUGUGGUAUGACUUAAAGAUUGCUGUACACCAGCGGAACCCAUCCAACUUGAAGGAGCUGGAGCAGUUUUGCCUUGAAGAAUGGGCAAAACAUCCCAGUGGCUAGAUGUGCCAAGCUUAUAGAGACAUACUCCAAGAGACUUGCAGCUGUAAUUGCUGCAAAAGGUGGCUCUACAAAGUAUUGACUUUGUGGGGGUGAAUAGUUAUGCACGCUCAAGUUUUCUGUUUUUUUGUCUUAUUUCUUGUUUGUUUCACAAUAAAAAAUAUUUUGCAUCUUCAAAGUGGUAGGGAUGUUGUGUAAAUCAAAUGAUACAACCCCCCCAAAAAUUGAUUUUAAUUCCAGGUUGUAAGGCAACAAAAUAGGAAAAAUGCAAAGGGGGGUGAAUACUUUCGCAAGCCACUGUACCAACCAUGUCAUACAUGUAGAUGCAUUGUUGUUCAGUGACACACAUGGCCAUGGCAUAAACAGACAGCCAUAGACAAAGAGGCUAAUAGUGCUUUUAGUAUUUAUUUUUAGUGCAGCACAGAAGGAAAACUUUAAAUGAAAAUUCCACAAAAAAACUAUAUUUUGGUAUUUGUUUCAUUAGUCCACGCAUCAUACUAUGACACUUUCUAUAUUUUGAAAGUUCUAUAUCUUGAAAACUUGAUUGCUGACAUGCAAAACAUUUUGGGACUGUAUCAACAGUGGGCUAAUGAAACAAUUACGUCUUUGAGUGGUAUUUUCCUUUGUCGUUGUUAAGGCUCCACAUUGUUAUUGUGUCUCUAUACUAGGACCCCAGGCUGAGUGGAGUGAAGGGUUGUUAUUGUGUCUCUAUACUAGGCCCCCAGGCUGAGUGGAGUGAAGGGUUGUUAUUGUGUCUCUAUACUAGGACCCCAGGCUGAGUGGAGGGAAGGGUUGUUAUUGUGUCUCUAUACUAGGCCCCCAGGCUGAGUGGAGUGAAGGGUUGUUAUUGUGUCUCUAUACUAGGACCCCAGGCUGAGUGGAGUGAAGGGUUGUUAUUGUGUCUCUAUACUAGGACCCCAGGCUGAGUGGAGUGAAGGGUUGUUAUUGUGUCUCUAUACUAGGACCCCAGGCUGAGUGGAGUGAAGGGUUGUUAUUGUGUCUCUAUACUAGGCCCCCAGGCUGAGUGGAGUGAAGGGUUGUUAUUGUGUCUCUGUACUAGGUCCCCAGGCUGAGUGGAGUGAAGGGUUGUUAUUGUGUCUCUAUACUAGGACCCCAGGCUGAGUGGAGUGAAGGGUUGUUAUUGUGUCUCUAUACUAGGACCCCAGGCUGAGUGGAGUGAAGGGUUGUUAUUGUGUCUCUAUACUAGGACCCCAGGCUGAGUGGAGGGAAGGGUUGUUAUUGUGUCUCUAUACUAGGCCCCCAGGCUGAGUGGAGUGAAGGGUUGUUAUUGUGUCUCUAUACUAGGACCCCAGGCUGAGUGGAGGGAAGGGUUGUUAUUGUGUCUCUAUACUAGGCCCCCAGGCUGAGUGGAGUGAAGGGUUGUUAUUGUGUCUCUAUACUAGGCCCCCAGGCUGAGUGGAGUGAAGGGUUGUUAUUGUGUCUCUGUACUAGGUCCCCAGGCUGAGUGGAGUGAAGGGUUGCAGCAUCAUGUAAAGCCCAGGUCAUUCCAUGUUGUGGUUCAGGCCUUCUCUGCUGCGGCUGCUCUAGGACCCUGUGUUCUGGUUCUGGAUGGACUGGACAGACUGACCGGGUCCCUCGGGCUCUCAAUGCAGGAGGUAAUGCCUUACUUUGCCCAGACCACUACCAGUGGUGGUUCUUGUACAGUGUAUUUUACAUUGAUAGCAUUCAAAGAAAUCCAGAUGAAAACCAAAGCAUAUUAUUUUAUAUAGUGAACAUGAAUUAAUAACGUUUAUUAAUUCAUUGUCAGGUGAAGGACCUACGCUGGCUCCCUGACCUUUUGCCUCCCCAGUGUAAGCUCCUCAUCACAGCGACCUCCACAGACCUCACCUACCAGAGGCUGACCCUCCGCAAAGACGUUCACACCCUCCCCUUGCCCGGCCUGUCAGACCCCUGGGUCCGCCGCAGCGUCCUACUCCAACACCUUACCCUGCCCUGCCUGGAGCCACACAGGACCCUGCUGCAAUUCAUCUUGGGGACCACUACCAAGCUGGGAAUGGGUCGCCUGCCGCUGUUCCUGGCGGUGGUGGCUAGCGAACUGCAGACGUGCUGUGUCCUGAGGGGAAAGGAGGAGGAGGAGGAGUUGAUAGAGGAGUAUGUAGAGGUGGAUUCUAUGGCAGAGCUGUGGGCCAGGGUGAUUCAGCGCUGGAUCAAUGACUAUGGUGGGGUCAAUGAGUGUACGGCCAGUCCAGCCAAAGGGACAGGAGGACCUACCUCUCAGGUGUCCAAGAUAGGUGGGAUCAUCUUUACCCUCUCUAAUGAUUCAGUUGUGAUAGAAAAAUUGCCGUACAGCAAGAAUCGCCACUGUAAUGUCUUCUCAAUAAAGGUCAAGAAUUAACAUUAUUAGUUAGGCACUCUCUAUGAUGAGUUGUUGUAUCUAACCUUACUCCCUCCUUCUCUCCAGAUCUCAGAGGCUGGGUAUGGGACACUCUAUGCCUGGUUCACCUCUCCCAUGCUGGGCUGACUGAGGAGCAGGUCCUGGUUCUGCUGGAGGUUCUUGGUUACCCUGGGUCUAUACGGGUUCUACCUCUGGAGUGGGCCCGGUUCCGCACUGCUGCUGGGCCCUGGGUACAGGAGAGACCCAAUGGAACACUGAGCCUCACCCACCAAUCACUGGGCCAAGCCAUGGACCUCCUCCUGCUGAGUGAGUGGCAGACGGGAGCAGAAGUUACAAGCAUAGAAAUAGAAAGCAUAGAAUGGACAUUCUACAAUGGCCUUCAUUUGUUGGUCCUUCCAACAUGGUGGUGCUUUUUACUUGGUUGAUCAUCUUUGUCUAACAAUGAACGUGGAGUAUCUGCAUGUAAGUGGAACUCUUUGGCACUAAGGAGUCCAACUAUGACCAAUCAUUUACACUUCUCCUAAGUCUUAUGCUUUUUGCUCUGUAGGGGUCCGGCCCGGUAAAGGUCCAGGGGGCUUGAGGAAGACCAGACGGGGCUACCAUCUCAGCCUGGCCCAGUUCUUCCAGAGGCAGGGCAGGGAGAUCUGUAGCUGGCCUCAGAUCCUGGAGGAGCUCCCCUGGCACCUGGAGCAGAGUGAGGCCUGGAGGGAGCUACACACCUUCUUCAUAGAUCCACAGUAAAUAAUAAUAUGCCAUUUAGCAGACGCUUUUAUCCAAAGCGACUUACAGUCAUGUGCGCAUACAUUUUUACGUAUGGGUGGUCCCGGGGAUCGAACCCACUACCCUGGCGUUACAAGCGCCGUGCUCUACCAGCUGAGCUACAGAGGACCACAGUAAGAGCAUGGAUAUACACCUCACCCAUAAGGACACUAGGGGUACACACAGUUACUGUUGGGUAAAAUAGUUUAGCUGCAGAUUAACUGUCAUCAUAUAUUUAACUUAACACUUAAAAACUGUGUGAGCCUUUUUAUUGGAUUACAGAUUCACAUGUUUAUCCAUCAUUUAUUUACAUAAAGGUAUCUACAUACUCUCUAUCCCUAGGACUGUAGAGCACCUGUCUACAAGUUGGAGCCAGUCUUCUCAGCUGAGAAUAGAUGUUGUCAGGUACUGGACUCUCCUGAUCCUCAGAGGUUAUGACCCCUACACCUCAUACCGGAGCCUGCUUGGUAAGGGAUGCCACCCUCCUACUCUUAACCAAUCAGGGCGAUGGGCAUUCCCUCCUGCUACACAUACAGGUAAAAUCGUCAUGGCUACACAUUUCAACACGAAUUCAGUGGUGAUCAGUUCUAACGUCAUAAAAUUGUAGAUAUACCAUCCAUAAAUAAUGUAGCUAUUGUCUCCAUUCAAUCCAGAGCAGAGAGAGGUACACAGCAACAGGGCCUUCAUGACUGAGUCCCAAAGUGACGGCAACGGUAAUUAUUCAUCACUGAUAACAAAUUUAUUAUUGAUGAUGUCUAAGUGAUCUGUUACCAGUCAUCAUCACUGAUCCUAUGUGACCAGUGAUGAUGACUGUUUUUGUUGUUUGUUCCCCACCUGUAGGAAAUGGUUGUCAGUGGGAUCCAGGUGUGAAAGGGAAGCAGUUGUUGGUCUCUGAGUUGCUGCUCUGUCUGAACAGGAAGGGGGAAGCAGAACAGCUCCUACUGCAGGCUGAGAACACACUCACACAGGUGAAGUAGACCCACCACUCACUCGUAAAGGGAAACCACUCAAAAUGGAUAUUUUUGUAUUUUAUUUUCAUUAGUCCACUGUUGAUACCGGCUACAUCAUCAUGAUAAUGCAAAAUAUAUUGAAAACGUAACUGCUGACAUGCAAAACAUUUGAGACUGUAUCAACAGUGGACUAAUUUAAAAAAUACCAAAAUAUUGUUUUUGAGUGGAUUUUCCCUUUAAAUACUAGCCACUAUGCUUUACAUGAACACUGUAAUUGCUCUAGUAAUACCAUUUUAUGUUCUUAAUGUAUAGACUUUCACUCCAUUAUGAAAGGCUUUCAUUCAGCCUGCUGAAAUGAUCGCACUGCUUCCCAAUUUCCUGUCAUUUCAGGCUGGUGAGAAGGACAGAGACAGGGAGAGUGUGAUGUUACUGCUUACAGUGCGGCAGACUUUGGCUGAGCUCUAUGUGGAGAUGGACCAGCACAGAGAGGCAGAGACACACUGUAGAUCAGCUCUGGAGAGCGCCCAGACUCUGACCACUACCUGCCUUGAGAGAUAUGAGGGAAUCACUGUUAGAAAGGGUAUUUGUCCAGAGAGUUGGGGCACUAUGGGUCUCAGGUUUUUAAAUAAGCAACCCGAUGAUAUAUAUUUUAAUUCAAAAAGUAAUAUUUUAAUUCACAAAGUAAGUAAAUGCUUUUAGUGGGCUGAAAUGAUAUGUAUUUCAUGUAUCGCCCCUAUCAGGUAAGUUGCUUUGUGUACUCUGCCAGCUGCUGUUUGCAGACGGCCGAACCAUCGAGGCCUCUCAGAUCCUCAGUGACAUCAUCAAUAUGGGACACCACAAACUCCACCUGUGUGCUGAGGCCACUGUAUCACUGCUCUGUGGUAUACACAGGUGUGUAUUAAAUAGCAUAAAUAGGUACAGUCUCAUGUGACAUAUCUAUACUUCACAUGUUCAGCUACAGGUGUAUGUUUGUAUGUCUUUUGCUGUUUUUAGACCUAAUUCCCAUGUGAAUUACUUUUGAUACUGUAUGACUCAAUUUAGGCAAGCUUAGAUUGUAUUUUUUUAUGUGACAGACUAAUAAGCCUGCAAGACCCACAUGGUGCUGAGAAGCACCUCCAGGUUGCCUUGAAGAUCAGGAGGCGCUGGUAUGGUAGAGAGCACCCUCUAGUGGUGGAGGUGGAGGAGUGCCUUGCAGACGUCUGGGCCGACACCUGCGCUCACACAGCAGGGUAGGACUACUUCUCCUCUUCUAGUGUUCUUCUGGUUCUUCUUCUCCUUUUCUAGUGUUCUUCUGGUUCUUCUUCUCCUCUUCUAGUGUUCUUCUUCUUCUCUUCUAGUGUUCUUCUGAUUAUUCUUCCCCUCUUCUAGUGUUCUUCUGGUUCUUCUUCUCCUCUUCUAGUGUUCUUCUGGUUCUUCUUCUCCUCUUCUAGUGUUCUUCUGGUUCUUCUUCUCCUCUUCUAGUGUUCUUCUGGUUCCUCUUCUCCUCUUCUAGUGUUUUUCUGGUUCUUCUUCUCCACUUCUAGUGUUCUUCUGGUUCUUCUUCUCCUCUUCUAGUGUUCUUCUGGUUCUUCUUCCCCUCUUCUAGUGUUCUUCUGGUUCUUCUUCUCCUCUUCUAGUGUUCUUCUGGUUCUUCUCCUUUUCUAGUGUUUUUCUGGUUCUUCUUCUCCACUUCUAGUGUUCUUCUUCUCCUCUUCUAGUGUUCUUCUGGUUCUUCUUCCCCUCUUCUAGUGUUCUUCUGGUUCUUCUUCUCCUCUUCUAGUGUUCUUCUGGUUCUUCUUCCCCUCUUCUAGUGUUCUUCUGGUUCCUCUUCUCCUCUUCUAGUGUUCUUCUGGUUCUUCUUCUACUCUUCUAGUGUUCUUCUGGUUCUUCUUCUCCUUUUCUAGUGUUUUUCUGGUUCUUCUCCACUUCUAGUGUCCUUCUGGUUCUUCUUCUACUCUUCUAGUGUUCUUCUGGUUCUUCUUCUCCUCUUCUAGUGUUCUUCUGGUUCUUCUUCUAGUGUUCUUCUGGUUCUUCUUCUCCUCUUCUAGUGUUCUUCUGGUUCUUCUUCUACUCUUCUAGUGUUCUUCUGGUUCUUCUUCUACUCUUCUAGUGUUCUUCUGGUUCUUCUACUCUUCUAGUGUUCUUCUGGUUCUUCACCUCUUCUGGUGUUCUUCUGGUUCUUCUUCUCCUCUUAUAGUGUUCUUCUGGUUCUUCUUCUCUUCUUCGUCAUUAAUUGUGUCCUCCAUCGUCUCCUCAGUAGUUUCUUCUCCGUCAUUGUUCUCUCUCUUCUCUCUCUCUCUCUCUUCCUCCUCCCAUCCCCUUCUCAGUAGUUUACUCAGUCAGUCACAGUAUAUAAAUGUUAGUGUGGUGAAGAUGUGACGUGUUCAGGUUGAGGCAGAGGCUGGCAGUGGAGCUGUAUCGACACACGGUGCACGUCAAAGAUCAGGACAUGAAGCUUUGUUCCCCCACAUCGCCACGUCUUCAGGCGAAGGGAUGCAGCCUCGCAGUCACCUUGGUCAAACUUGGUAAUUAUUUCAUUUUUCAAACAGAAGCACCACAACUCUCAAUCUUUCUUACACUUUUCUAGAUUCUUAGCAAUAAUACACAGAGUGCAAUAUGUUUAGCUUGUAUGUGUAUGUGUGUGUGUGUGUGUGUGUCAUGGCAGGAAGGCAGAUAUUUCAUGGCUCCAGUAAGACAGAGAGUAGAGAGGCUGUUGAACUGCUGCAGAGAGCUCUGGACCUGUACAUCUGCUUCCUGGGGUCUGAUCACACACUGACCAGAGACUUACAACAGUAAAAGCCUUCUUUAGCUCCUACACAAUUUAAAAUGCUAACAUUUUCUUCUUGCAUUUUCAUAGGGUUUAAGAGAGAGUAAAGCAAUUACGGGUCAUUGGACCUAAUGGAGUUGACCUUUGUCCUCUUAGGAUUUUAAACACAGAAUCCAGGAGACCUUUGACCCCUCGGGUACCCAGGUCCGGACCCCUCUCCCACCUCUCCACUAGGAGGCUAAGCAGUGGGACCAGACCCAACACAGCCGCACCCCUUCACUCCCACCUGGCCUGGGACAGGGGCGUCACAUACACCCCUCUGGACCCCUCCGUAAACAGAUCCCUGUCAGCCCCGUCCAACAAGACCCUUCACACACAGCCAGAACCAGAUCCAGAACAGGAACCAGUCAAGAACCAAAACCACAGACAGAACCACCUGUCUUCUCCCAGGCCCUGGUCUGCCUUCCAGACCACAGUGUUCGGGCCAAAGAGUGACAUCAGAAACCUGAUCUCAGAACUCAAACCCAGACCUGCUUCAGCACCGGGCUUCCGUUCCAUAGACAGGACCCGGGUGCUGCAUAGGGCAGGCUGGUGCCACCUACCAGGCAGGUACCUUCUUGAGGAACGGACAGUAACAGCUUUAAACAGAGAGAUUGGAUCCCCUUUGCACACACAGAGAUGCACACCACUGGUCAGACAGACAGUUCAGGGACAGGCAAAGGGAGGAGAACAGAGCUCGAGAGACAGAGUGUCUUAUUCUGCCAGGAGGCGC